AUGGGGGAGAGGCUGGGCCGUCCCACGCCCUUUUUAACCCGUGAACGCACUUUCGGAUGGUCCAGCAACAGCAACAGUAUCAAACUGAAAAACUGCACCCACAACGGGCAUGACUUCCUAGGACAGAGCUCGGAACACAGCCUGGAAGAGGCGGCAGCGCCCAAUGCUUCCCUCACCGUGGCCCACUCUCCUGUUUCACUGGAACUGGAGCCCGUGGUGAAUAAUGGAUCAAGUGCACCCGCCGCUCCAGGUGGCCACACAAAGGAUCUAUCUGGGCACAGAGAGCGCCGCCAGCCUCUCUCCAUCGCCACUGGACUGGUCCCCAAAGAGAAGUCACGCCCGCUUCCUACCGCCGCCCGCUUCAUGCACAGCCCUUACCACGCCAAGACUAGCAUGCAGGGUGAUGUGUACAACUUCCUAGAGAGACCCGCCGGCCUGAGGUGCUUCCUGUAUCACUUCCUAGUGUUUCUCAUGAUCGUAGUGUGCCUCAUAUUCAGCGUCCUGUCCACGAUUGAGCAGUAUGCAGAUUUUGCCACAGGAACUCUCUUCUGGAUGGAGAUUGUGUUGGUGCUGUUUUUUGGAAUGGAGUACGUGGUUCGUCUCUGGUCCGCUGGCUGCAGGAGUAAAUACGUGGGCAUUAAAGGCCGUCUGAGAUUCAUUAGGAAACCCAUCUCUAUCAUAGAUCUGAUCGUGGUCGUCGCCUCUGUUGUGGUUCUGAGCGUCGGGUCCAAUGGGCAGGUCUUCGCCACAUCAGCGAUUAGGGGAAUCCGUUUCCUCCAGAUCUUACGUAUGUUGCAUGUGGAUCGUCAGGGUGGAACAUGGAGACUUCUAGGAUCGGUGGUCUUUAUUCAUCGGCAGGAGCUGAUCACCACGCUCUACAUCGGGUUUCUGGGCCUGAUCUUCUCCUCGUAUUUCGUGUAUCUGGCGGAGAAGGACGCGGUAGACGAGGAAGGAAAGACGGGCUUCUCCAGCUACGCUGAUGCUCUGUGGUGGGGCGUGGUCACAGUGACUACAAUAGGCUACGGAGACAAAGUCCCUCAGACAUGGAUUGGAAAAGCCAUCGCAUCCUGUUUUAGUGUGUUUGCGAUAUCUUUCUUCGCUCUCCCUGCGGGCAUUCUGGGAUCAGGCUUUGCUCUUAAAGUUCAACAGAAACAGCGACAGAAACAUUUUAACCGUCAGAUUCCCGCCGCGGCCUGUCUCAUACAGACGCUGUGGCGAUGCUACGCUUGUGAGAAGCCUGACGGAUGUGCGGCCACGUGGAAGAUGUACGUGUUGACGGGUGACUACAUCCCCAUCAUCAACUCUGAAAACUUCAGUCCGGGAAACAUCAGGGGACUGAGCAAACGUUAUAAACGGAAGCCCAAGAUGAUGCGUGACAACGGUUCUCUGGGUCCCGGAGGAGAGAGAGCGGUCUCCAUCCCUCAAAUUACCUACGAUCACAUCGAUGAUAAAGAAGAAGUCUUUCCAGAGGAGCCCGCAGGCAUCACAAAACUAUUCCGAUCAUCAGACCGCCAGCGCUCGUGGUCGGCUUUCACGCUCCGCUGUCCUUCCUCUCCAGUUAAGAAAAAGUUGGACGGUCCAUACAUCUCACGGAACAACGGUCUUUUGGAAGAACUCGACUUCACUGGAGAAGACAUCCCCUUACCUGUACUUACAGAUCCUUCACAUCUGUUGAAAAGCCCAUUUGUUGCAAAGGAGGAAGAUUCGGUCUGCACUCAGCACCUGAAUUCAACCAGACUUUCCCACGCUCACAGAUCUGCCGUCAAGGUCAUCAGAAGGAUGCAGUACUUUGUGGCUCGGCGGAAAUUUCAGCAAGCGAGGAAACCGUACGACGUGCGGGACGUGAUCGAGCAGUAUUCACAGGGCCACCUCAACAUGAUGGUUCGGAUCAAAGAGCUGCAGAGAAGGUUGGAUCACACUUUGGGAAAACCGGGGAUGUUCCUGCCAGAGAAAGGUGUGGAUAAAGAAUAUUAUACAGUGGGAGCCCGACUCAUACGACUGGAAGAUAAGGUGCUUCAGAUGGACCUCAAGCUGGAGAACAUUUUGAAGAUCCUGGUGGAGCAUUUCCAGUCCAAACCAGAACUCCUGCCGAAACCCAACCAGUACAGCUCUCGGGUCACCGUCAUGAAGCGGCUGGGUGUAAGCAUGGACGAGAGCCAAUGAGAAUCAUUAUAGGCUGGAGGAGCAACAUGGUCCAAGACGAUGGUCCAUUGGCUUUCACCUUUCUAUCUUGGGUUUUACACUUCAAUGUAAAAUCAAUCAGACUCAAGAAGAGGUCUGGAACAUGUACGGAUUGGCGGACAUAAAGACGGAUGUAUCUGGAUGUCCAUUCUCGUGUCCUACUAGAACAAUGUCCUCUUUAUUUGAUUUGUUUUCUGGUCAAUGCUUUGGUGUUACACCAAUGGACUAAAACAGCAUAAAGGUCAAAAUCAUAAAUCAACUUCUAUGAGAUCAGGUUGCGAUAAACAGAAGUGCUUACGGCUCGACAUAAAGACAGCUUGGAUGACGUUUCGCUUGCUCUCUUUACAUCCCGUGCCUGUUGUCUACUCAAAAUUGUCCAAGCGAAGAAUCUUAAACUCUUCUAGUACAGCAUAUCUACAGGGCUGGACUGGGAAGAGCUCAUUUUAGCAUAUCGCGGCCCAUUCGGCCCGUUUACCGGCUGACCCACCGACCCGAUCGGUUCUCCUGAUGGCCAGCCCACCCCUGAUUGGCCCCAAAGUGCAUCAGCCCACCGGAAAAAUGCCCGGUAUGCCAGUAUUACCAGUCCAGUCCUGUAUAUAUAUAUAUAUGUUUUAUUGAUAGAACUGAGCCCAUUCUGGGCUGCUACUUGCAGAAAUCCCCAAAAAUAUGUAAGAUUUACAUAAUAAAUUAAAAACCACAUGCUUGAAAUGAAUAGAAUCGGUGUAAUUUUAAAGCUUAGAAUCUGUACUUGAAUAUGCAUAUAGUUGAUCCGACCUAUUCUUAUAUAUUGCUUUUUAAUUGGCUGACAAAUAAGAGCUGUUUCGUUCUCAUCAUUUGCAAAUUUGUUAUCACGACAAUUAUACUCAAGGGUUGGUAAAACCAUAAAAAGCUGAGAUGGUCAUGUGUUAUAUAUCGUUGGAAAGGCAUACACGACAUGAAAUGAUGAAGAGAUCUUCAAAUAUUCCUCAAAGAGUGUACAUGGAAAGACGAUGCACAAAAGGGCCCUCAACACACAUUGUGUGUGUGUGUGUGUGUGUGUGUGUGUGUGUGUGUGUGUGUGAGCACAUGUCUGAGGGCUUUGUGUGUUUAAACACACAUCCACAUACUGUAUGUGCUCAUCUAAAGGAUUGUGAUGCUCCUGAACACUUAAUAUUUCAGUAUGUUGUAGUCUAAUCCAUUCAUUUCCAAUGGCCAGUCAUUUUUGACCGGGAACUCAACACGUGUAACUAAGUGAAAUAACACCAAAAAACAUUUUUAUUUGACAUUUUUGAAACAUAUCCACACUAAAUCAAUUUCUGACCUUAAUCGUUUCCCAAAAUAUGCAUUAAUGGAAAAUGCCAGUUUUUCAGUGGAAGAAAACACCAUUCUAGUGUGAAUGAGAGGCGUAAAUCUAUGCGUUUUGGUGUGGGCGUGGCCUAACUGUAGGCUGUUUACAGUUGCUAUUGAUACAUAGAAUAAUAUAGAAUGUGCGAUCACAGUUGUGCGUUCAUUGGCAUUUUACAACGCUGCUCAUUCAGGAUUUAUAGCUGGAAUUAAAAGAAAAUCAGUGUUUUCGGAAAAUGAAUUAUAUUCCUAUUGCUGACAUGACUCAUGUACAGUUUUAUUUAAUUCAAUGUGGUGCUGAAUGGUUUGCGUUCAUAUUCUGAUGGUAUGACAACUGUGAUCUGUUGUAAUCGUUUGCUCCGG
This is a messenger RNA of Xyrauchen texanus (razorback sucker), 3867 nucleotides long. RefSeq names its product potassium voltage-gated channel, KQT-like subfamily, member 1.2 (gene kcnq1.2). Bases 1 to 2163 code for a protein of 720 amino acids. The transcript has 19 exons. NCBI's taxonomy places the organism in Eukaryota, Metazoa, Chordata, Actinopteri, Cypriniformes, Catostomidae. Gene Ontology annotation, molecular function: voltage-gated potassium channel activity. Gene Ontology annotation, biological process: transmembrane transport; potassium ion transport. Gene Ontology annotation, cellular component: membrane. The record is from RefSeq and is a predicted model, not a curated record.